This is a messenger RNA of Drosophila mojavensis, 1785 nucleotides long. RefSeq lists its product as uncharacterized. The record is from RefSeq and is a predicted model, not a curated record. Lineage: Eukaryota; Metazoa; Arthropoda; Insecta; Diptera; Drosophilidae. Gene Ontology annotation, molecular function: calmodulin binding. The transcript is spliced from 3 exons. Bases 208 to 573 code for a protein of 121 amino acids.
GUGGAGAUACUAAUACCACAUCACCAUCAUCAUCAUGGCAGCAAGAAAAUCCGUCGAAAUCCUUUGAAAAACUUGGAUCUCGAUUUUAAAUUCGAUGUUAAUUCGUUUUAGCCAGCACUCAAAUUUACCACAACAACAAAACUAUCAACUGCCAAAGCCGCCACAAAGAUUCAAGCCGUAUUUCGAGGCCACAAAGUGAGAGAAACCAUGAAAAAAUCGGAAACCAAAACUACAACCAACAAUGGCAGCGCCUCUGCCUCUGCCCCUGCCCCUGCCUCUGCUGCUGCCGCCGAGCCGGAGCCCACCAAAGCAGAGCUCGAGGCUGAGUUCGAUCCGAACGACAAAGAGCUGUGCCAUGCUGCGCUGAAGAUUCAGUCCACUUUCCGUGGCCAUCUGGCACGCAAGCUGGUCAACAAGGAUGUGCCGGAGGACGAGGACAUACAGGAGAUAACCAAGAAGGUGGCCGAGGAGCUGGACAUUGAUUUAACCGAUCCGGAACUAAACAAGGCCGCCACCAAAAUCCAAGCAUCGUUCCGCGGCCACAAGAUCCGCAGGGAAACCAAUCCCGAAUAAGCUGGCCAAUGCGCAGACUUUUCAAUUUGUUGGUGUCGGCUGACCACAGAGCAGUCUACAAAUAUUAAAGAAACAUAAAUUAAAAAAAAAAAAAAAAAAAUUGAUUAAACAAACAGAAAACAAGAAACAAAAAUUGGUAAAAUGUAACUGUGCAAAGUGUUUGAUGAAGCCUGCACUCUUGUAAACUUCUUAGAAAAUAUGUUAAUUAAUUAAUUAAUAAUAUGAAUAAUUCAUUAUUUUAUAAGCAAUAAUUAAAUUGAUUGAAAGUUUUGAGUUCUUCAAUUCUACAACUAAAUGAAAUCUGUCAGAGAAUCAAUCGAUUUAUUCUAUAAGCUAGUUGGAUUUGUUGUGUGGAAUGAUUUGCUAGAGAUCAAUUAGUAUAUAUAUAACUAUAUAUAUAUAUGUAUCUCUAUAUGAAUUCCAUUCGUAAAUGAUGUGUAAAGCCGACCCGAGCCAAUUAUUAGCUUAUAACUGAAGCCUAUAAUGGAAACUUCCUUGUUUAGUAAUUUCUAUCAUUAAAUAAAUAUUUCAAAAAUUAAAAAAUGCAUAGCUUUUUGCCUACAGAAAACAAGAGAUUUAUAAUUUGCCAACUAAAUCAUUUAAAAUAAUUUCAUAUUGUAGAGUAUUAUUUAAACUCUGCUUAAGUAAAUCCAAAUAAACAAAAACCAAAGGCAAAUCAGUUUUUAAAAAUUAAUUUGCAAAGCAUGUUAAAAAAAAAAUACAAAAAAAAUUAUGAAAAAAAUGGCACGAUGUUCCAAAAUUUAUUGUAGGGCAAAACAAUGAAGACAAACCCAAGGAAAAUGCUGAAACAUUUUUGAAAUUUAAACGGUUUGUCUGGCCAAAGCCAAAACCAAAACCAAAAACCAAAUGCAGUGUAUUGUUGUACCUACAUAAGGAUAAACUAAAAAAAAAAAAAUCAAGUAAAAAAAAAAAAUUAAAGUAAUAUAAAAAAAAUAUAAACAUAAUUUGUAACUGACACUCGAUGUUAAUAAAUUGAAACAAGCCCGCAAGGCACAUUAGGGGUACUCUAGCGACAGCAGCUACGAAACGUCAACAAAUUUUUUCAGCGAGCUACUAAAAAACUGAUCAACAAGAACUCAAAACUAAUCUGGUGGCACAAUUUUUUGUUUUUCUACCAAGUGUACUACAAGUUUGUCUACUUGAAAACAAAUAUAUAUAUUAUCAAACAACAAAUAUUUAUAUAUAUACAUA